AACCAGGAAAUUUCUAUUUUAUUUAAAAAGUUGAACGUCCAACAUAAAUAAGAGUUGAACUCAGGCAAGAAGUUGUAUGUACGAGUACUUUUAUUGCGUGUUUGUGUGUGUUUAAUUGAGAAAGAGAUGGCUGAAAAUAAGCUCUAUGAUGCAGCAGUGAAAGGGGAAGUAAAAUCUUUGCUCGAUUUACUCAAAGAAGAUCCGUUGAUUCUUGAUAGAGUUUCGUUUACAUGUUCCGACAAGACUCCUUUACACAUAGCAACAAUAUUCCAACACACGGCCUUUGUCCAAGAAAUUCUUCGAAGGAAUCCUCUGCUUGCUGCGGAACUAGAUUCCCACCAAUCAUCAUCUCUUCACAUAGCAUCAGCUAAAGGCUAUGCUGAAAUUGUAAAAGCAAUAGUUUCAGCUGCACCUGAUAUGUGCUUAGCCCGUGAUUGCCAUGGCAGAAAUCCACUGCAUCUCGCGGCCAUUAAUGGUCAAGUCAGGGUCUUCAAUGAGUUGAUCAAGACGAGUUCACUUGCUGUCCGGGAGAAGGCGGACCGGGGCCAGACCCUUUUGCAUUUGUGUGUGAAACACAAGCAGUUGCAGGUUAUGGGAAUCAUAUUGUGGGUUAUAAAUGAUUAUGAGUUCGUUAACGCGAAGAAUGAUGAUGGGGAUACAAUAUUGCAUCUUGCCGUUAGGACUAAACAUAUUGAGACAGUCCAGUAUUUAAUAGGAAAUACGGGCAUAGAUGUGAAUGCAAAAAAUGCAAAUGGCUACACAGCAUUGGACAUUUUGGAACUAACUCCUACAGAGUUGAGGGAUACUGAUAAUUAUUUGUCCAUUAAGAACUGUCUUCAGCCUAAAGCCUUCGACUCCAUCAAUCCUCGAAUUCAGCCAAUCAAAUGGCUAACAAAGAAGCGCGAUGCCAUAAUGGUGGUGGCAAUUCUGAUUGCUACAAUGGCAUUCCAAGCUGGGGUGACCCCUCCGGCUGGUGUCUGGCAAGACGAUGCAACAGAUAAUUCUCACAAAGCCGGAGAAGCUAUAAUGGCACAUAUUCAUCCCAUAGCAUAUGAGAGGUUCAUUCGUGCAAAUACUAUAGCCUUCAUUUCAUCUCUUAGUACGAUCCUACUCUUAAUAAGUGGCUUGCCUUUUCGGCGCAGGUUAUUUAUGUGGAGUUUGAUGGUGAUUAUGUGGUUAACAGUAACUUCAACUGCAGUUACUUAUGCAGUAUCCAUUGAUGUAUUUACACCAAAAAAGGAUAAGAAAUCACUGGGCCAUGUUAUUCAGAUUGGACUCAUUGUAUGGUGUAGUGUGAUGGGAAUUCUGCUUGUUGGGAACACUGUUAGGUUGCUUGACUGGUGGCUGCAGAAACGAGGAAUAACCGUAUGGAGGCCAAGAAGAUUUAGACAUUUGGUUAAAGUAAAUAACCGAAAUGUUAACCAAGAAGGUGCUUGAGUGAAUUUGAUAUGAAUUUUAGUUUCUUUAGUGAUAUCAAGGGACUAAUGUGCAGUUUGUGAAAUUCUAUUUAUGUCAAAACAUAUUAUGAGUUGUACAUGCCAAAUGAAAAUUGGACCAGAAUAUCCACUUCAGUUUUAUGGAUAUUCUACUCAAUGUAAGAAUGAGUAGUCUGUUUUGUUGGACUAAAUUGGGAUAUCUUAUUCAGUCAUGAUCAAUGAAUUUUCUUAGUUUACCCUUCCUU
Molecule: messenger RNA, 1681 nt
Organism: Olea europaea var. sylvestris
Lineage: Eukaryota; Viridiplantae; Streptophyta; Magnoliopsida; Lamiales; Oleaceae
Product: ankyrin repeat-containing protein ITN1-like
Exons: 2
Coding region: 127-1437 (436 amino acids)
Cellular component (GO): plasma membrane
Molecular function (GO): protein phosphatase regulator activity; protein phosphatase 1 binding
Source: RefSeq, a predicted model, not a curated record